Messenger RNA from Malus domestica (apple), 2495 nucleotides. RefSeq names its product G-type lectin S-receptor-like serine/threonine-protein kinase At2g19130. NCBI's taxonomy places the organism in Eukaryota, Viridiplantae, Streptophyta, Magnoliopsida, Rosales, Rosaceae. Gene Ontology annotation, molecular function: protein serine/threonine kinase activity; ATP binding. Gene Ontology annotation, biological process: recognition of pollen; protein phosphorylation. The record is from RefSeq and is a predicted model, not a curated record.
GUUGCAAUUUUAAACAGAGAUGGAUACGAAAAUUCUACUCUGCUAUACGUUGAGAUUUUUGUUAUGUUGUACCUUCAUUGCUUGUAUUUCCACGGUGUCUCACACCAUCUCUCCUGGCCAAUCUCUCUCCGGGGGACAAACAAUCACCUCUCCAAGUCGAACAUUUGAGCUCGGUUUCUUCACACCAGGUAAUUCUCGAAACUAUUACAUAGGCAUUUGGUACAAGAAUAUACCCAUUCAGACCGUAGUUUGGGUCGCAAACAGAAAACAACCUGUUUCUGAACCGAAACUUUCAGUACUAGAACUUGUCGAAAAUGGAAACUUGACCUUAAGUAGCCCCUCCAAAGCUGCAGUAUGGUCGACUAAUUCAAGAUCAAAGGUCUCUAAUUCUAGUGUAGCAAAGCUUCUUGACAAUGGGAACUUUGUCAUAACAGAUGCAUUUGAUUCAUCUGCUGUUAUAUGGCAGAGUUUCGAUCACCUGUCGGAUACUUGGCUACCGGGUUCUGAGCUUGGAUACAAUAAUCGCACCAAGAGAAAACUAGUUCUUACAUCUUGGAGAAGCGUGGAAAAUCCUGCACCUGGUCCUUUUUCUUUUGAGCUGUAUGAAUUACCUUUUAAUUUAUCUGACUAUCCGAAUGACCUUUUUAGAGGCACACUUGAAAUCAAUGGUCAGCUCAAGUUUUAUGCCGGGUACCAAACCUAUUGGGAAUGGACUUUGAUUUCAACUGAACCAUCGGACCAAUGUGAGGUCGAUGUGUCGUGUGGUGCUUUUAGUAUUUGCAACCAGCUGAGUUCUCGUUGUGUUUGCCUCGAAGGAUUUGAACCCAAAGUCUUGGAAAAUUGGAGACUACAGGACUUCUCUGAUGGCUGUGCGAGGAAAACUCCUUUUCACUGCAGUCCUGGGGACUCAUUUUUGGCGAUAGGUGGUGUUGAAUAUCCUAAGAACUUCAAGGAAAUUUUCCAUGUGAGCCUUGGUGAAUGCAGAUUAGAAUGCUUAAUAGAUUGCUCAUGCACUGCUUUCGCGUAUGAAUUUCCGGACAGUCGUCGGUGUUACAUGUGGACAGGGGAUCUAUGUAAUUUAAGGGCAACAUACAGAUCCGAUUUCACAAGUUAUUAUCCAGACAGCACGGGAUUCUAUCUCCGGAUUGUGGAUUCUAAAAAUGCGACGACGAGAAAGACUACUUGGAUUGUAAUUGGAGUACUUGUAGGGUUCUUUUGCAUCUUAAUUAGUACCUUCAUUGUCAUGGUAUUUUUUAGAAGGAGAUGGUCAGCGGGAGCAUUGGCGACUACUGGCGAUUCUUUGGUGCUUUACAAGCAUAGAGAUUUAAGAAGAGCAACAAAUAACUUCUCCCAAAAACUCGGGGAAGGAGCCUUUGGUUCUGUAUUCAAGGGGAUGUUGCCUAAUUCAACAGCCAUUGCAGUGAAAGAGCUGAAAAGUAUGAACCAGGGAGAGAAACAAUUUCGUGCUGAAGUGGGAACUAUCGGUGUAAUCCAACACAUUAAUCUUAUUCGCAUGCGGGGAUUCUGCGUGAGCGCUUCAAAGAGGUUUUUGGUUUAUGACUACAUGCCAAAUGGUUCUCUGCAAUCUCUUCUACUUGGAAAAAACCCAACAAUGUUAGAUUGGAAGGCUAGAUAUCACAUUGCAGUAGGGACUGCCAGAGGAUUGGCUUACCUCCAUGAAGAGUGCAGAGACUGCAUAAUACACUGCGAUGUUAAGCCAGAGAACAUCUUGUUGGAUUCAGAAUACAGUCCCAAAUUGGCGGAUUUUGGUCUUGCAAAACUCUUGGGGAGACACCACAGCCGGGUUUUAACAACCAUGAGAGGAACUGUGGGCUAUCUCGCACCAGAAUGGUUUUCGGGUGAAGCCAUCACACCAAAAGCCGAUGUGUUUAGCUAUGGCAUGGUGCUGAUUGAGGUCAUAUCAGGGAGGAGAAACAGAGAAGGGUUAGAUGACGGAGUAGAGAACUUCCGUCCCAUCCGUGUCGCGAAUGCAGUUAAUAAAGGGGAAGAUCUUUUCGCCUUGUUAGAUUGCAGGUUGGAAGGCCAAGCAGACGGAGAUGAACUGAGCAGAGCAUGCAAAGUGGCUUGCUGGUGCAUUCAAGAAGACGAGAAGGAUAGGCCAACAAUGAAGCAGGUGGUUCAAAUUCUUGAGGGAGUUUCGGACAUCGUUGUUCCGCCAGUCCCGCGGUUCCUCCAGCGCCUUAUCGGAGGUCCGUCAGAAGGCAUCAACAACCAGGAGACCACAUCCGGUUCGGGUUCAUGGUCAUGCUCCGAUGUCCAAAGUGCAUUUCAAGCCGAAGUCAGCAACUGCGCAUUUCAAGCCACUCAUUAACUACCUCUAGACAUGCUUGUUGGAUAUCGAGGCAAAGCAUAAUAUAUGUUUGUGUAAUUGCAUGAAUUUAGUUUGUUGUCGUAUAUUCUUUUCUUUGGAUUGCACACCUGAAUCGUUUGAGCUGCGUCGUUUGUUAAUCUUGUGUGACCUUCGUCUUCCUCUU